GUCCGGAGGAGAUCCCAAAGCUCCAGACAAGAACAACAACACGUCUCAUUCUUUCCAUACAUAGCAUCUCAUUCUUGUGGAUUGAACAACAGCACGUCUCAUUCUUUCCAUACAUAGCAUCUCAGUCUUGUGGAUUCCAACUAAACAAAUUAAGCUUGGCUCUUCUCGACCGCGUCGCCUAUAUUAACGCUUGGUCGAUAGCUAGGUGGUCGUCGGACAGUUCAGAGAAUUUCUGAAGAAGCACAGGUGAGAGAGGCAGAGCGAUGAGAGGAAGCCAGAGCCACGAGCUGGAGACCGACGUCCCGGCGUCCGAGCUGUGGAAGAUCUACGGCACGCUCCGCGCCGCCGAGCUGCUGCCCGAGCUGCUCCCCCACAUCCUCGCCAAGGUCGAGCUCGUCACCGGCGACGGCGGCGUCGGCACCAUCGUGCGACUGACUUUUCCUCCAGGAAUUCCUGGAUUGCAGAGCUACAAGGAGAAAUUCAUCAAAGUUGACAACAAGAAUUACGUUAAGGAGGCAGAGGCGGUGGAAGGCGACAUCCUGAAGCUGGGCUUCCUCUCGUACAUGAUCCGGUUCGAGAUCAUUCGGAAAGGGGCCAACACUUCGGUUAUAAGAUCGACUAUCGAGUAUGAGAUCGGUGAUGAGCAUCCAGAGCUCCAAGCCAUGGUUAGUACCGCAUCAUUGGCUGCGACCGCUGAAAAAUUUGCAGAGUAUAUCAAGACGCAGAAAGUAGCUCAGGCCAACACCUGAGAUUAUCUCAAGCUAACAAAGUAUCGAGAGUAAUAAAUGGACGCACAGUUUCGUUGUCGCGCUUGCUUGUAAAACCAUCGUGUGAUACUGCGCAGUACGUGUGUUAAUCAUUAUUCCUUUUUUAUAUAAUUAAAGUUUUAUUAAGACUCAGUCAAA
Messenger RNA from Oryza sativa Japonica Group (Japanese rice), 905 nucleotides. RefSeq names its product norbelladine synthase. Lineage: Eukaryota; Viridiplantae; Streptophyta; Magnoliopsida; Poales; Poaceae. The record is from RefSeq and is a predicted model, not a curated record. Gene Ontology annotation, molecular function: signaling receptor activity; abscisic acid binding; protein phosphatase inhibitor activity. Gene Ontology annotation, biological process: defense response; abscisic acid-activated signaling pathway. Gene Ontology annotation, cellular component: cytoplasm; nucleus.